AAUUGUAAGAAAUUAAGAACAUUUCUGAAUGUAGAAAAAGAGGAAUAAUGAAAUAUCGCACAGUAAUUUGAAUUGAAUAGCGAGGAAAAAUUGUGAUUAGACAAGCUUUAACAACUAGCGUAUGACUACAAUGAUGAAUUUAUAUUGUUUAACCAAUUUUAUCGAUUAUUCGCUGGCCAUUCACCAGCCACUGAAACAUAGCAACCGCAUCAAGUACACAUGCUUUGAUAUAUCUGAGAAUUAUAUUGUGCUUGGGGCCACGUCGGGAUCGUUGUAUCUGUUUAACAGACAGGGUAAAUUUUUACAUCUCAUCCCCAGCAAACACGGAGCAGUGAAUCAUUUAUCGAUAUCAGCUAAUGAGAAAUAUGUUGGGUUUUCAACACAACGCUCAGUUGUUUGUGUAUACGCUGUGAACCUAUCCGCACAGGCUGCGCCGCAAGUUAUAUUUACAAAUUUGUGUAGUGACCAAUCCGUUCAAGUCAACUGCAUGCAUUGGACACAAGAUGAGAAACAGUUCUAUUAUGGUGAUUCAAAGGGACAGGUUAACUUGGUUUUGCUGUCAACAUUUAUUGGUACCAGCCUUAUUAAUAUGUCCAUACAUCCAAUACUCUUUUUGGAAUCUCCUAUUGUACAAAUAGAUGAUUUUGAAUCUCUGCUUUUGGUUUCAAAUUGUUCCAAAUGUAUUUUAUGCAAUACAGAAUACGAGGAAUAUAAACAGAUUGGUAAUAAACCCCGUGAUGGCGCUUUCGGUGCAUGCUUUUCAAUUUCCUUAAAUGAAACACAGCAUCCAUCGCGAAUAUUCUGUGCCCGCCCAGGCUCUCGAAUUUGGGAAGUCGAUUUUGAAGGUAAUGUCAUUCAAACGCACCAAUUUAAGUUUGCAUUGGCAUGUCCACCAGCUAAAAUUCAUAGAGAUCAGGAUAAUGACAAUGCAAACUUGUCAGUGGACAAUGAUGGCAACGAUGAAAUGUUGGAUUAUCAACCACAAAACUUACAAUUUGCUAAGCUGCAGAAACUAACACAUGACUUUUUGUUAACAUAUACUGAAUUAGGCCUGUAUAUAUUCGAUGUACGUAAUUCUACAGUAGUUCUUUGGUGUAAUCAGUUUGAACGCAUUGUGGAUUGUAAAGUUUGCAAGGGUGAAAUUGUAGUGUUUACACAAACUGGAUCUUUAUAUUCUGUGCAAAUGCAUUCGCUGCAGUCACAAGCAUCUGCUCUGGUAAGAGAAGACAAACUGCUGGAAUGUGCUUGGCUAAUGCGUAAGAACGUUAAGUAUUUUGCUGACAAGGCUAGAGAAGACUACGAAUUAGGGUUAUUGAUUCAAAUAAAAAACUUUUUGAUGGAUCGUCAUCAGUAUGAAUUGCUAAAUGACCUCUCGGUUAUAUUUGACGCCAUUGCCCAGUGCGAAUCUAAUGGAGACAACAACAGCUCCGGCGGCAGUUCGGGUACCGUAGAUAGAAGUUGUAGUUUAAUUGCCACGGCAGUGCAAAAUCAAAAGACAUCCGCUGAAAGUUCUCCUCAAGGGGUUUAUGUGUUGGAAAACUCUUUCUGUGACAAUUUAAAGCCACAUAAAGGCGAAAAACAUUUUAAGGACGCGCUAUUAACAGUGACUGGAAAAUUUGGCAAAAAUAUAAUCAAGUAUAAAUUUAACAUCUUCGCAGAAGAACAACAAAAACUCGUAAGAGAUUUGAUACCUGCCAACGAGAGAUCUCUACCCUUUAAGGACAUUAAAGCAAUGUAUGAGAACGACGAGGAUAUUGUGUGUCGUGUAAAGAAAUCGAAUCAACAGUCAACCGGUAGUAAUAGGGGAACAAAGGCCUCUACCGGGAUAUCUAGUCAACACAUUACAGCUGAAGAGAAAACAAUUUACAAUUUGUAUUUAAUUUGCAAAAGUUCUAAAUUUAGUAACACUAAUUUUGUUGAACGCUAUCGUUCAUUAUUUGACGAAUAUUCAGCACCUGAGUUACUACAACUUUUGGAAAAAUUGUCUCAAGUGAUGAUCGAACAUGGUGAUGACCCGGAGCAAGCCCAGCGGCACUGUUAUGAAAUGUAUUUUCAUUAUUUAAAUCCUGAGCUUAUUUGGGAAAUGGAUGACUCUUCUAGGGACUAUAUAACGCAAGGAUUCGUACUCUUGAAUUCAUCCGAUGAUAUUGUACGUUGUGAUAAUUGUAUGUUCCCUUUAAGAUUCGAUAACUCGUGCUCAUUCCACGAAUUGGGUUCAGUGCUGUUGCGCUACUACUGGUCACGCAAUGAACAGGUAAAAUGUUUUGAUGUGUUGACACGUGUCCCAGCACUUUUCGAUGUGCUGGCCAAACUUUACUUGGCCGAAUACAACAUGGACAAGGUAUUACCCAUUGUCUUGAAUUAUGGCCAGCCUGAUCUACUAAUGGACGUGGGCAAAGGUUUCUCACUCAACUCCUGGUCAAAAUGCUUUGAACAGUUUGUCGAUUUACAACAAGGUCGUUUGACAUGUGUAAACUGCGAGUGCGUAACAACAGUAGAAAAUGUGAAUCGUCAUUUCUUUUACACUUGGAAUUGCUUUCUGGGCAUUAUUUUGGAAUACAUGAAGACUGAGGACAUUCUUUCCCUAAUAUUAAAAUGGUCAAAUUCCAUUCCCAAUGAUGCCAUCGAUAGAGAGUUCUACUCACGUUGUCUUCUCAAAGGUUGACAAAAGUUUCAAAUCUCAUUAAGCAAAAUACAUUCUACGUAUUUACCAACAACUUUUGAAUAUCAUAGACAAAAAUCUAUUUAAUGUUUAACUCCUAAUUACUUACUAUUCAUAUAUACUAAAAUAUUGUAUAAGUACAAUUUAUGUAACUCUUAAAAUAGCCAAAUUAUAUAGCAUUUAUUUUGGCUGACUUCAUAAACGCAGUUUGCAAUGCAACACUGCAAUGCAUAGUGUUCAUGAACGCAAUAGAUUUUGUGUUGCCAAUGUCGCAAGUUCAUUAUUGUAUGGCAGUGCUUUUCAAUGAUUCUUUACAAAACAUUUAUGCGUUCAUGAAUGUCACAAAGUAUUGCUUUGCUAUGCAUUACUGCGUUUAUGAAGUCAGCCUUUAUUUUAUAUAUGUACAUCCAAAUCUGUGCAUGUACGUAUGACCAUAUGUACAUUAGGGUGGCCCCGUUUCUAUAGAGGAAAAAUAAAUAGUCGAUGUUCUCAACUAAAAUGAAAGUUUAGUUUGUUUGAGGAGACCAUUUCUCAAAAUGUUUGUCUUGGCGUCAGUAUUUGGUGAGCCGGAUCAAAAAUAUUUUUUCAAUUUUUACAUCUAGUUAAUUAUAAAUUAAGCAAAACUUUUUUUUCAGCAUUUGAGUUGUUAAAAACCUAUUUUCAAUCAUAAUAUCGAUAUAAAAAUAGGCGUAAUUUCAUAAGUUUCCAUUGGUAUAUAACACUUUAUAAUUUCAAUGGUUUAUAAAACAAAUAUUAUAAUUUAACAAAAAUACUUGCAAUUUUUUUUAUCAUGAAUUCUUUGUGAUUACCGUUUUUAGAGUUUUUUUAGGGAUAGAUACGGAAGAAAAUAGAUUGAAUUUGGAAAAACAGAAAUACCCAUUUGGGUGAUAUUAUAUAAGGUUUAAGGCCUCAUUAUGGCAGUUAGUUGUUCUGUGACAAUUUGUUUUUCCAAAUUUAUAUUAAAUUUCACACAAAUCAUUAACAGGUUCGUCCGUCACAGAACGAAACAGCACAGAAAACCUAACUACUUAUACAUGUUUUUAAUGUACAAAAUAUAAACAGCUGAUUCGGAACGUAACGUGAUUCGUAAACUAAUUUUUAUAAAUUUCUAGCUGUCCCUGCAAACGUUGUUCUGCCAUACAAAUUAUUUCUAGUGAAUAUUUUGGUUCCAGCGGUAUGAAAUAUACUUCACGACCAAUUAUACAUAUGUACAUAAUUUCAUAAAAAUCGGUAGUGCCGUUUCGUUUUGUUUGAAUUAUGUAUUUGGAUAUUGCUAAUAUAAAAAUACUUAAAUCGCGAUUAAAAAAUGUGUAAAUUUGGGGUUAUAUGUAUUUUUUGAUGCCAAAUAAAACAAAAGCAAAAAAAAGUUUUUGGCAUACAUACAAAAUUUCAUAAAAAUCGGUUGAGCCGUUUCGGAGGAGUUCAAACACUAACAUUGUGACACGAGAUUUUUAUAUAUUAGAAAGGUUUUAUAAAUAUGUAUGUAUGGGUAAAUUUAAAAAACUUUUUGAGAAAAGGUAUCUUUAAAUGAAUUAAACUUUUAUUUUAGUUUGGAACAACCGCAACUUUUUUUGGGCUCACCCUAAUGUACAACAUAUGUUCGACAAGAACAUAUAAAUUAAGACCUUUUACCAUAGAAUAAUAUAUCCAUAGUAGCGUUACUGAGAGCGAAAAAACCUAAGUCUGUUGUCAAAAACCUAAGUCGUGAGAAUGUAUUUGUACAUAGUUUUGAGAUUGUAUUGGUGCCUUUUUUAAUUUUCACCAGACACACAGAGUUUUAUAAAAAUGUUUAAAUUUUAAUUUAUUUAAAUUUUCUUCUAUUUUCAAUACCAAAAAUUGAAACUCUGUUCUAUAAAUUAAAUUCUACCACAAAUAAAAAUAAGUGUCAAAAAUUUAUAAAAAA
Messenger RNA from Calliphora vicina (urban bluebottle blowfly), 4565 nucleotides. It is a transcript of the gene pink, whose product is annotated as WD40 repeat domain-containing protein pink. Gene Ontology annotation, cellular component: cytoplasm. Gene Ontology annotation, biological process: developmental pigmentation. The record is from RefSeq and is a predicted model, not a curated record. Gene Ontology annotation, molecular function: protein binding. The transcript has 4 exons. Bases 122 to 2665 code for a protein of 847 amino acids. Lineage: Eukaryota; Metazoa; Arthropoda; Insecta; Diptera; Calliphoridae.